Messenger RNA from Ostreobium quekettii, 1776 nucleotides. Lineage: Eukaryota; Viridiplantae; Chlorophyta; Ulvophyceae; Bryopsidales; Ostreobiaceae. The record is from the annotation of a GenBank genome assembly.
AUGGAGGCGGGUGCCGGAAGCGGGUCGCCCCCGGACGGGAGCCGUCUGGGGCCGUGCUGCGCGCGGCGCCGCGACUUUGAGGUCAACGGAGACUUUCGGGUUUUGCUCGUGGAGGAGGACGAAUGCACGAAGCGCGUCGUGGAGAGAAUGCUGCGCCAGUGCAAGUACAAAGUGGUGAGCGCAUCUGGCGGAAAGGAGGCCCUCCGACAGCUGCGGAACGGCGAAGAAAUAGAUCUCGUGUUGGCGGACGCCUCCAUGCCUGAGGUGGAGUCUGGCGAGAUGCUGCGAGAAGUACUGCGACUGGACGCGCGCAACCGCGUCCCAGUCAUAGUGAUGUCGGUGGAGGACAAGCAAGAGGCGAUCGUCGAGGCGCUGCAGGCGGGCGCGUCGGACUACCUGAUCAAGCCGGUUCGCCGCAACGAGCUGGCGACGUUGUGGCAGCACAUCUGGCGCUCCAAGCAGGUGUGGAACAGGCGCUCGAGGGCGUCACCCCGCGCCGCUGCCGGCGAUGCCAAGGCGAGAAGGAAAGCGGACGUCCCAGAGAAGGGCAAGAAGCGCGCACCAGCGCAGCGCAAUGCGACGCCCGGUCGCGUGGCUGCUCGGUGCACGGCCAAUGGCUUUGCAGGUGGGAGGUGCAGGAUGGGCACCAAUGGGCACUUAGCGCGGCAGCACACUUCGGCUGCAGUCGGUGCAGCACGAGGCUGCCGGCCUGAGUCGACGCAGCUGGGCGCCACAGCGGCGCUCCGAGCGUUGGCCUCACAGAACGGCUACUCCGACGGGUCCAUGUCCAACCUGACGCGCUACACGCGGGAGAGGUACAGCUCCGACUCCCAACCGCAGCAGCAGUCGAUGUUGACAAACAGCUCGUCAUGCGGCCUUCAGGACGGGAGAUCCAGCGCCUUGCUGUGGCUCUCUGAGGCCCUGUCCAGGCCCCACCCAGAACAGAGGCUGCCUCCACAAGGGACUCGCUAUUCUUCGUGCGGGACGAGCUUCCUGCCUCCCGCUCUGCAGGAGAUCGUGGCCAUUGGAGACCUGCAGGAGCGGCUGCAUUCCAGUGCCAGUGGGAGCUCGCCGGCCUUCAACAGCCCCCUGCAGUACUCGAGGGACCAUUCAGCAUUCACCACAGUCAGUCCCAGGGCAGGGAGUGCGACGUAUGACCUGCCCAACAGCGGCCUAGAGGGCCAUGUAGGCCUGUCAGCACAUGGACCAGAAUGGGAGGAUGGUGCCAGGCAGUAUGUGAACGUUCCUUGCGAGUUCUUGCAUCCAGGCACUUCCCACCUGCAGGCUCCUGGGAGUCCUCAUGCUAGGAUAGCCACUGGUGAUGCGUCCAGAGGGGAGAUGGCAAGGAACUUGGCACAUAGCGUAACCUGUCUGCCUGCACAGGUGAAUGGGAACUGUGGGGGCACGAAGAAGGCCAACGACGCACAGAGAGGCCUUCUUUAUGAUCGAGAAGGAGGCAUCCACAACCUUGAAGGCAUCCAAGCCAGUGUUGCAGACAGUUCAAUGUUGAGUGCGUUGCUUGGUAUGCAGCAGAAUCUGGCUCUGCAUCAAGGAAAAACGAUGGGUCGCCACCAUCCACCAAACAGCAACAACAGCGCAGAGGCCAGGCGGCUUGCAGCUGUGGCAAAGUUCAGGGAAAAGCGGAAACACAGAAGCUUUGCCAAAAAGGUUCGAUAUGAAAGCCGCAAAAAACUGGCUGAGCAGCGUCCCAGAGUGCGGGGCCAAUUUGUAAAGACGGAACUAAGUGGAGCCGUAGACGGGAAACAAGUUGAUUGA